GAUGAGCGGUAGAUGAGGGUGCGCUUUAUGAAAAUAUUUUUGUUUGUUUGUUUCCGAAUGUGUUUCCAUCUAUGUGUAAUCGUAUAAAGUAGGUUGUGAUAGAUAUAAAACAAUGGCGCGAGUAUGAGCAGUAAUUCAAUUUUAAAUGAACAUCUUAUGGUUAGAGAACGGCUGCAGGAGGCCUACAGGAAGAUAAUAUUUAUCUCUGACCAUGAUUUCGCUCAGGAUCCCGUCUAUAAGAAAGCCAAUCAGGUUUUGUAUGCUAGAAUAAAAAAAUUGGAAGAGAAUCCGGAAGUGGAGCGGGUGCGAAACGUGCGGGAUGUGAUACCAAGUAGUAAUCUAGCAAGGUAUGGGCCGUACCCGUACGACGAAGUACGUGAGAGGGCGUACACUCCAAGUUGGUGGGAGCCUCUUAUCUCGUCAUCCACGAUCUGCUACCAUGGACCUCAGCAACCCGCUGCAACCGUCGUCGAAUCGUGGACGACGCCAGAGGUCGAGCAGAUUUUUAGGCACACCAUCUACGCCGGUUCAUUGAAUUUCAACAUCUACGAGGCUGAAUUAGAACAUCUGGACAAGAUUUCGGUCAUCGAGGAUAUGCCCUUACCGUCGCUUGUAUCGGCUUGUUGUGGCGGCGAAUUCCGUAAAUUUUACAAUUACAAUCCGGUUAUUGAGCAACUCUUCGAGCGAACAACUACAAAACAGCUCAGGAACGCGAAACAUCCGGAAGCGGAAAAUUACUUGCCCUAUUAUUUUAACGUCAAGGAAUACGAGGAUGUAUUACUUAGGAAGAAAAUACUAGCAGGUUUCAAAACAUAAU
Nicrophorus vespilloides is the source of this 817-nucleotide messenger RNA. RefSeq lists its product as uncharacterized. The coding region runs from base 124 to 816 and encodes 230 amino acids. NCBI's taxonomy places the organism in Eukaryota, Metazoa, Arthropoda, Insecta, Coleoptera, Silphidae. The transcript is spliced from 2 exons. The record is from RefSeq and is a predicted model, not a curated record.